AUCGGAUCUUCUGCUCGGUGUGUUCUGCAUGCCCUUCACUCUCCUGGGUCAGAUUCUCAAGAAUUUCGUUUUCGGUCUCAUGAUGUGCAAGCUGAUACCGUAUUUUCAAGCUGUAUCAGUGUCGGUGGGUGUCUGGACGCUGGUUGCCAUUUCGCUCGAGCGCUACUUUGCAAUUUGCCGGCCAUUAAAAUCUAGACGAUGGCAGACACAGUUUCACGCUUACAAAAUGAUUGCUGUUGUGUGGACUCUCAGUCUCACAUGGAACGCGCCGAUCCUCGUCGUGUCCCAAUUAAAGAGCUUAAGCGGAGGAAGGCAUAAGUGUCGCGAGAAUUGGCCAAGCGUCGGCACUGAAAGGGCGUACAAUCUCUUCCUGGACGGUACGCUGCUCCUGAUACCGUUGCUGCUCAUGAGUCUGGCUUACUCGCUGAUAGCGAUAAAACUUUGGCGCGGUCUGAAGCUCGAGAUACGACAGUCAUCGACGUGUACCAGAAGACUCGGAAGAACGGAAUCUAACGCAACGUUUCGGGGUUCAAAUUACAACAACAAUAAUGAUCGAGAUGCAAGAACGACGAUGGUAUUUGAUUCUUGCGGCCCGACUUCGAGAUCGCGGCGGGGCUUUUCGUCUUCCUCGAGACACUUCCAAGGCGCUUCUCAAGGUGUACCAUCUAGGGUGCGGUUACCACGGACGGUCGUCUCCAGGGUGCUUACCGGCAAGUGUCACAGUACAGAUUUGUCCCAGGCAUCCCGGAUUCAGAUACGAGCGAACGGAAGUGGCUGCUUAAGGCGAGACGCGAAGGAUAUCGCGAACGAGGAUCAACAAGACUCACCCUGUCCGCUCACCAGGCAACACGUGAUACGCAGUAAUUACAUGGGGAAGAGCAUCGAGGCGAAGAAGAAGGUGAUCAGAAUGCUCUUCGUGAUAGUCCUCGAGUUUUUCGUGUGCUGGGCGCCGUUGCACGUGAUCAAUACGUGGUACCUGUUCGCGCCCGAACUGGUGUACUCGGUCGUCGGUAGCACCGGCAUUAGUCUGGUGCAGCUGCUAGCCUACGUCUCGAGCUGCUGCAAUCCCAUCACGUACUGUUUCAUGAACAGAAAAUUUCGCCAGGCGUUCCUCGGCCUCUUCGACUGCCACCGCUGUUGGAGGGUAGGUUGCAGACACAGCGACAUCGCAAUGGCGACCACCGGGCAUGCCGGGCAAGUUGGCAAUAACAGCGAGUUAAGUGUAAACGACUCAACAGUGUAUCUAGGCAAAGCGUCUCUCGUCGCCAGAUCAGAGGUGGUGCGGUUGCUGGAGGAGGAAGAUCGCGUCUAGUAUAAGUCGUGCGGAUUAUGCGACGUGGCGGCACGACCGAAUGUAUCUCUGUUCCAACCCCGCGAGAAGGAGGACUUUUUUCUGAAAAUAUCCUGGCGACCACCCGUCGACAGAAUCGCUUGUCGCGCAGACGGCAAGGAACCCGCGCAUGCUGGCCCGUCUCAUUGCUCAUCGAGAUCUUCCUGCGUGGACAAUCUCAACUUCCUUUACGGUUGACUGAAGUGAAACGUUGACGUGAUUCCCAAUGUUCUGUGACGUAUGUAUGUUUGGCCUAACAGAAACUUCAGAUCUCAUUUUUUAAUAGUUUCAGUUAGUUCAUAAAAAUCAGAAUGCAUCUGUAUUAAGAAAAAAAAACGCGUUGCGUCUUUUCGAAUUCGCGUCGAAAGUUAUUUUUGUAUUCUGCGUCGAAUUGAAUCGUUCCGUGCGGCUAACAAUUUAAAAAAUUAGCAUUUUUGUACACAUUAAUCGAUGAAUAAUGAAUAGAGAAGUUCGUCUUACAAACAUGUUAAUAAUUCUAUACGUGUAAAAAAAAAUUAAUUUAUCAAACGUGUUAUAUAUACCUUAGCAAACUUGUAAAAUUGUUCAAAUUAUUACUUGUCAGUAGAUCGUUAAUUAUAAUGAAUCAAUAUAUAUAUCCGUAACAACGAUAAUCUACUCCAAAGUGAUAGACGCAAAUAUAUUUAAAAUUGUAUUUUUGCAUCGCAAUUUUUUCUUAUCUUAUCCCUUAAGUAUGAUGAUAAUACGAUAACGCUACAAAUAUUCGCGAUAUCGUAAAAAAAUGCCGUUUUCAGAGAAUUAAUAAUUAAGCUAAUUUUACGAGAUAAUGUAUGUCUUAUACGUUUGCAUUAAAAAAAAAUAACAAAACGCUUUGGGCACUUUCGCAGGCGAGCUCUUAAACUCGGAGCCGUAAAAUAUAUAUUUAUCCAGUAAACACAGUUUUAUGCGCGAAAGCACAAACACAGUUAUGCCAUUUCUGCUUAACGCUUGCUCAUUUAUGUUACUUACGCCAAUUUCGAGAGAUGAUUUUAUAUUUCAUGUUCGCGCGUAACCAGAUUACUAGAUAUUUUACAUUUAUUGCAAUUCCAGCAUAGACGACGUUUAAUUCAAUUUCCAUGGGUUUCCCGGCGAAAACGGCAUAAUUUUGCAUUCCGAGAAAUGCUUUGGCGCGUGGCGUUCAAGAAUUUUUGAUAAGGUGCAUUACUCAACGUAAUUCAUAUAGAAAUAUGCCGCAUGAUAUGUAGUUCCCAUAUCUUUCAUCGUGCAUAUCUUUGAUACACCUGUUGCAUACGAUUCAUGGAUCUGUCAGAGAAUAACCCUUAAAUGAUAGCAUGAAGUAUACGACCGCAUUACUUGGUCGCAUGACGCAUCAAAGCUGUACUCGCUGCUCUCUCAUAUUUAUAUGAUGAUACUUCAAUGCAUUACUGUUUAUUGUUCCUGUAAUGCAGGCGUUUCUCGUGCAAAUCCAUAUUGUAUUGAUUCCAUGAAUCGUAGCGUUCUAAAAUGUACUUCACUUCUAUUAAAUUUAUCGCUAUUAUGCUUCAACGUACGUUUUAAAAUAUAUUAACAAAAUAUUGUAUAGUAAAAAAUAUUUCGUUAUCUAAAUAUCAGAUUUCGUUAAAUUUACGAAAUGGUAAGGAAUGUAUUAGAGAUAAGGGACAAAUUUUUAAACGAUGCAUUCAUCGAAUAACUGUGUUUGCUUCGAUACAUUUUUAAAUCAAUUUUAUAUAAUGUUUUAACUGUAACAUAUGUUAUUUACUUAUCAAAAGGAUUUAGAAAGAUUUAUCGUAUCUUAUAAGUACGUUUCUUUACAAAGCUACCGCGUGCGCUCGUUACAUUACAUAUAAGAGGAUAAAGAAUACUGCGUAAAUUAUAUAAUUACAUAAGAUAAACGUCGCAGCUCAGCAGCAUUAUAAAAUAAUUAUUCGCCCAAAAAUGCAGAUUACAUUGUAAGUAAUAAAAUAAACCCCACGACGUUCUACAUUCCUCUGAAAUAUUUAAGAAACAUUCGAAAGUUCUUCUUGCGAAAUGUGUUACGAAAUAAAUAAGAUUUGAUCGACUUUACAGAUAGACACUGUGCAGAGAUGUUUAAUAAACU
Messenger RNA from Temnothorax curvispinosus, 3407 nucleotides. Its product is annotated as cholecystokinin receptor-like. The transcript has 8 exons. NCBI's taxonomy places the organism in Eukaryota, Metazoa, Arthropoda, Insecta, Hymenoptera, Formicidae. Gene Ontology annotation, biological process: neuropeptide signaling pathway. Gene Ontology annotation, molecular function: neuropeptide receptor activity; gastrin receptor activity. The coding region runs from base 29 to 1312 and encodes 427 amino acids. The record is from RefSeq and is a predicted model, not a curated record. Gene Ontology annotation, cellular component: membrane.